Molecule: messenger RNA, 1563 nt
Organism: Oryza sativa Japonica Group (Japanese rice)
Lineage: Eukaryota; Viridiplantae; Streptophyta; Magnoliopsida; Poales; Poaceae
Product: rust resistance kinase Lr10-like
Biological process (GO): protein phosphorylation
Molecular function (GO): protein kinase activity; ATP binding
Source: RefSeq, a predicted model, not a curated record
GCGAUACCGACCCUGAUAAUCACCUUUAUCCGUACAGACGCAGGGACAGGUCAAACGAACUGCGAAAUUGUUCCGUGAACUUAACUGAUAAUUCAAGUUUCAAGUUUCAAGCCAAGAAAUGAAGUACACCUCUCUUGCUCUAGCUGGGAUUAUCAUCGGUGGCAUUGCCGCCAUCCUGGUCUUGAAGUUCAUCAUGAGAUGCGUGGAGGCCAAGCACGCCGAACGCGCGAGGCGGCGGGAGGAGGAGGCAGUGCCAGUGUCGCCGCCGGCGAGCGGCACGUACAGCAGCGUGGACGUCCGCGUCGAGAUGGGGUCGGUGGACCGCUUCCUGGACGACAUCCUCCGGGAGAAGCCGGCGCGGUUCACGCCGGAGAACCUCCGCGAGUUCACGGGGGACUACGCGGAGCGGCUCGGCGCCGGCGGCUUCGGCGUGGUGUACCGCGGCAGGUUCCCCGGCGGCGUGCAGGUGGCCGUCAAGAUCCUGCACCGCACGCUGGACCGCCGCGCCGAGGAGCAGUUCAUGGCGGAGGUCGCCACCGCGGGGCGCACCUACCACAUCAACCUCGUCCGCCUCUACGGCUUCUGCUUCGACGCCACCACCAAGGCGCUCGUCUACGAGUACCUCGAGAACGGCUCGCUCGACCGCGUCCUGUUCGACGCCGCCGCGGCGGCCGCCCUCGAGUUCGACACGCUGCACGGCAUCGUCGUCGGCACGGCGCGCGGGGUGAGGUACCUGCACGAGGAGUGCCAGCACCGGAUCAUCCACUACGACAUCAAGCCGGGGAACGUGCUGCUCGCCGGCGACUACGCGCCCAAGGUGGCCGACUUCGGGCUCGCCAAGCUCUGCAGCCGCGACAACACCCACCUGACGAUGACCGGCGCGCGGGGCACGCCGGGGUACGCGGCGCCGGAGCUGUGGCUGCCGCUGCCGGUGACGCACAAGUGCGACGUGUACAGCUUCGGCAUGCUGGUGUUCGAGAUCCUCGGGCGGCGGCGCAACCUCGACACCCAGCGCCCGGCGGAGAGCCAGGAGUGGUACCCCAGGUGGGCGUGGCAGAGGUUCGACCAGGGCCGGUUCGGCGAGGUCAUGGCGGCGUCGGGGAUCCGGAGCAAGGACGGCGAGAAGGCGGAGAGGAUGUGCAAGGUGGCGCUCUGGUGCAUACAGUACCAGCCGGAGGCGAGGCCGUCGAUGAGCAGCGUCGUCAGGAUGCUCGAAGGGGAGGAGCAGAUCGCGCGGCCCGUCAACCCGUUCGCGUACAUGGCGACCAUGGACGCGAUCUCCAGCUCCAGCUCCGGCGGCGGCGGCGUCAGCACCGCCACCUCCGCCUCCGCCUCCGGCGACUCGGCGCAAUCGACUCGACAUGACAUCUGCCAUUGACAUAUGCUUGGGACAAACGUGCAUGUGUACCCAUUUUCGUGUAGUACAUUUGGAUGAGCUGCUUGGAACUUUGAAUAGUAUGUAAACUGAUAGGCCUCGGUUAGAAUUUAAUAUGCUUGAAAAAUUGCAGUUUAAGGAAAUUUCAUUCAAAAAUUUAAAAAUUUUAAAUCGCACGUACAUUUUAC